Messenger RNA from Penicillium coprophilum, 4935 nucleotides. RefSeq names its product Acyl transferase/acyl hydrolase/lysophospholipase. Bases 1 to 4935 code for a protein of 1644 amino acids. Gene Ontology annotation, molecular function: 3-oxoacyl-[acyl-carrier-protein] synthase activity; fatty acid synthase activity. Lineage: Eukaryota; Fungi; Ascomycota; Eurotiomycetes; Eurotiales; Aspergillaceae. The transcript has 5 exons. Gene Ontology annotation, biological process: secondary metabolite biosynthetic process; fatty acid biosynthetic process. The record is from RefSeq and is a predicted model, not a curated record.
AUGAUACCGAGCAUCGCUGGGCAUAUUGCGAGAAUCUCGUUUCGUUUUGGACUGGUUGUCGAUCAAGUUUGUCGAUCGUUGGAGAUCUCUCAAGAUGAGAUAAAUGCCAACGGCGCCUGGGUAUAUUGUGUGCACGGGAUGGGUGAGCAAGACGCACGCGAUGCAGUAAAUCAGUUCAAUGAGAACAAAGCGUAUGCAUCAACCAGUCGCGCGUCUGUUUUCAACGUCGAUAACGCCGGAAGCUCGGUCAGCAUAGGUGGACCACCCAGCACACUGAAGGCGCUUUUUGCUGAGUGCGAUGGUUUCAAAAACACGACCAAUGUGGCAAUGAGGAAAAUACAGGGUAUGUGGCAUACCGACAACGUGUAUGGGGCGGAGCACGUGAGGCAAGUUCUCCCAAUGAUCGAAUCCACACGGGAGUUGUACAUCCCGUUAAUAUCUCCCGUGAGCGGAGAGCCGUUCCGGAAGACAGAAGCUGGGCCCCUGCUGGAACAGAUCAUGGAAGAGAUAUUGACCGAGCGGGUACGAUGGGACAUGGUCAUUGACGUUGUCACCAACCAACUGAAGCAGCUGAUGCCCGAAUCAGCUCAACUGGUCAGCAUACUGCCAUCACACUAUAAUCAGAACAUGGUGGAACGCUGGCAGAUUGAACUGCCUAAAGCGGCGGUGUCAGACCUUGCCAUGACACCAGCUGUAUUGGAUCUCGUUCUUGGAAAUUGUCCACCAAAAGACACAAAAUCGUCGAAGAUUGCUGUCGUAGGAAUGGCAUGUCGCUUCCCAGGAGCAGAUACGACCGAAGAAUUAUGGGAGCGGUUGAUGCAGGGCCAAGAUAUGCACCGGCAUGUUCCUCCUGAUAGAUUUGACGUCCAAACACAUGUUGAUCCCACGGGAAAAGCACAUAACACGUCAAAGACUUCUUAUGGCUGCUUCGUUGAUAAUCCAGGGCAGUUUGAAGCUAUGUUCUUCGGCAUGUCACCCAGAGAGGCUGAACAAACGGACCCAAUGCAGCGCCUGGCAUUGGUGACGGCAUAUGAGGCUCUGGAAAACGCAGGCUAUGUCGACGGUCGAGGCGUCACCCAUCGCCAGCGUGUAGGCACAUUUUACGGCCAAGCCAGUGAUGACUAUCGCGAAGUCAACUCUGGGCAGGAAGUAGGUACUUAUUUUAUUCCAGGUGGAUGCAGAGCAUUUGGUCCAGGGCGUAUCAACUACUUUCUCAAUUUCUGGGGCCCAAGCUUUAGUGUUGACACGGCGUGCUCAUCGAGUUUGGCAGCUAUUCAAGCCGCGUGUUCGUCACUGUGGAGUGGAGAUGUUGACAUGGCCAUUACUGGAGGAAUGAAUAUUCUCACUAACUCUGAUGUUUAUGCUGGGCUCAGCCAAGGCCACUUUCUCUCUCCUACAGGGGGUUGUAAGACAUGGGAUGAGGGAGCCGACGGAUACUGUAGAUCAGAUGGAGUCGGAAGCGUGGUUUUGAAAAGGCUUGAAGAUGCGGAAGCCGACAACGACAACGUCAUCGCGGUAGUCCUUUCGGCAGCUACUUCUCAUUCGGCGGAAGCUGUUUCAAUCACGCAUCCUCACGACGCAGCCCAGGCACUAUUGUACAACCAAAUUGUGCGACGAGCGGGUAUUGACCCCCUAGAGGUAGGUUAUGUGGAAAUGCACGGCACAGGGACGCAGGCCGGCGAUCCUACUGAGAUGAGAUCUGUGACCAGUGUUUUCGCGCCUUCCCGUCUUCGUGGCAACAGGCCCAUACCCCUGCACGUGGGCUCAGUCAAAGCCAAUAUGGGUCAUGGAGAGGCUGCUGCGGGAAUCAUGGCUUUCAUAAAGACCAUGCUAGUCUUCCAGAAUGGCAUCAUUCCGCCUCACAUCGGCGUGAAGACAGGCUUAAAUCCUGCUUUACCAGAUUUGGACAAUAUGGGCGUCGUGAUUCCAUUUAAAGCAGCCAAUUGGGGCCCUGCUGGUACGCAUAGGAGGCUUGCCAUGGUCAAUAAUUUUGGCGCUGCUGGAGGUAACACGGCCAUGAUUAUCGAAGAGGCCAGCACGAGGCCACGGGCAUUUAAGGACGCACGAGAAUUUCACGCUAUUACUGUUUCUGCAAAGACAGCUCAGUCUCUCAGCUUGAACAUCAAGCGCCUUGUUGAGUAUAUUGAGGUUUCGCAAGACUUAUCCGUUGCCGACGUUGCCUACACACUCUCGGCCAGGAGGCGUCACUACGCAUACCGGAAAUCCGUUAUAGUGAAAUCCUUAGCCGAGGCUGUCAAACAGCUUCAACCACACGUCGAAACUGCGAUUGCUCAGACUCCGACCUUGGUGAAACAACCCCCGGUCGCUUUUGUUUUUGGUGGUCAAGGCACUUUCUAUGUGGGAAUAGCAGCUGAGAUCUAUCGGGACUCACCCUUCUUCCGCGGCCAACUUGAUCAGUUUGACAGUCUUGCACGUCGGCAGAACUUCCCAUCCUUCCUACCUGCCAUUGAUAGAAUGAGUGUUCGUGAAGAUCUGCCAGCCUCCACCGUACAUCUCGCGAUCGUGUGUGCUGAGAUUGCGCUUGCUCGACUUUGCAUAACAUUUGGUAUUAAGCCAUGUGCCGUCAUUGGACAUAGCCUGGGUGAAUAUGCCGCACUGGCCGUUGCUGGUGUACUAUCAGACAGUGAUACAGUUUUCCUAGUUGGCACGCGAGCAGCCAUUCUGGAGUCCAACUGCUCAUCAUACACCCAUGGCAUGGUCUCCGUUCGCGCAUCAGUGGCAGAUAUUGCGCGGGAAGCCGAUGGCUUGCCAUUCGAAGUAGCUUGUAUCAACGGUCCGAAUGAGACUGUUAUUGGCGGUACCAUUCAGAAUCUGGAUGCCUGUUCAGCUCGUCUGUCCAAAGCAGGGUUUCGAACAACGCGUGUAGAUGUGCCACAUGCAUAUCACACGGCUCAGAUGGACAAUGUCGUCAAUGACCUCAGUCGCCAAACCCAGGACGUUGUUUACAACGCCCCCAGAAUUCCCAUUAUCUCUCCACGAGACUCAAAUGUCAUAGAGACAGGGGCUAACAUUGACUCAUCGUACUUGACAACUUCCCUCAGAAAGACGGUGGACUUCGCUGGUGCUCUCAACGUGGCGUGCGAAGCUGGUGUUGUGUCAAAAUCUACCGUUUGGGUUGAGUUGGGCCCUCAUCCAGUAUGCAACGGUUUCAUCAGUCGUACACUCGCCGAGACUCGCCUCACAUGCUCGCCUUUACGACGAGAUAGCGAAAGUUGGACAUCCUUGGUAAAGAUGCUGAACAGUCUAUACGAGAUUGGUCUUAACAUCGACUGGAAUGAGUACCAUCGUCCUUUUGAGCACGCACUUCGACUUGUUUCCGUACCGACGUAUGCUUGGAACAACAAGAACUAUUGGAUACAGUACCGGGGAGAUUGGAAUUUGACCAAGGGUCUGGCUUUACCAGAACCAGCAUCUCCUGUUGCUCGCGGGUUUCGAACAUCAAGUAUUCAACGACUUUACUCCGAGAAUUACGACUUAUUGACAGGACAGGUUUUGGGCGAAUGCAAUAUGACCGAUGCAUCACUCAAAGAGAUAAUAAAUGGACAUGCCAUGAAUGGCUAUGGUGUUGCUUCUUCGUUUCUUCACGCCGACAUGGCAUUUACGCUGGCCCAAAGAGUCCAAGAAAAAGCUUUUUCGUCGAAAUUUAGUGGAAUGGGCAUCAACGUGGCGAAUUUUGAGUAUCACGAUCCAGUGGUGCCAGAUUCAAGCUCUCUCGAUCCACAUCCUAUUCUUGUCCAAGCUGAGGCCAACGCCGAGAAAGGAGAAGUUCGCAUUAAGUGGUUCAACCCGGCUAAUGACAAAUGGUACUGCCAUGCUACAGCCUUUUACGAAGACGCUUCGGCCUGGCUGUCCAAUUGGGUUCGAACUACCAAACUUGUUACCAGUCGCAUUGAUGCACUCAAUCUUAUGUCACUCGAUGGUACGGCCAGCAAACUCACCACCGAUCUAGCGUACGCCCUCUUUGGUAAGCUGGUGGAUUACUCUAACACGUAUCGCACCAUGCAAUGGGUCAUACUCAACGAAGAUGAAGCCGUGGCCGAGGUUAUUUUCCCCGCAGACACCCAAGGGGAUUGGGCUGUACCACCACAUUUUAUUGAUGGUCUCGUAUCACUGUCUGGUUUUAUUCUGAAUGGGGGUACACACUUUGACAACACCAGCAACUUCUUCAUCACGCCGUCAUGGAAGUCUAUGCGUUUCGCUAAGCCGUUGGUCCCUGGCGAUCGAUAUCUUGCAUACGUGAGGAUGGUGCCAGAGGCUAAUGAAAAUAACGGUAAACUCGGCUCUUACGUCGGUGACGUCUAUAUUUUACAGGACAGUCAAAUCGUGGGCGUGGUGGAAGCGAUUUUGUUUAGGCAGUGGCCGAGAGUAAUGCUGAAUCGGUUCUUUCGCCCAGCAAACGCGGCUGCUCCUACUCCCGCUACCAAGACAAAGCCGUCGGGUCCAAUUCCAGUACCAUCUACAAGUUUCCUACAGGAAAGAGCAAUGGCGAUGGUGAUGGCGGCGAAUAUGAAUGGAGGACAUGCUGCAUCCGCUUCAACUCCCCCAACUUCUGGACCGAUCAAUCAGUCUGUUGAUCUUCCAAAGACUAUGCCUCAUUCCAAUUACAAUCUUCUACCGCCCAGAGGUGCGCCACCUCCGAAUGAAUUGGUAGAAAAGACCGACAGCGACAGCGGCUAUGAGGAAGCUGUUGAUACCGAUGAUGCUGCAUCACGCGCUCUAAACAUAUUGGCUGAAGAGCUUGCGGUCGAUAUAGGCUUACUGACUGACGAGUGUGAAAUUGCGGAUAUUGGUCUCGACUCGCUCAUGUCGCUCGUUAUCUCACAGAAGCUGCGCGAGAAUAUUGGCAUUGAGAUACGUGAUGCAUUCUACCUUGAAGUGACAACGAUUGGUGAUCUGAAAAAGUUGGUUUCCUAG